This is a messenger RNA of Microthlaspi erraticum, 333 nucleotides long. The record is from the annotation of a GenBank genome assembly. Lineage: Eukaryota; Viridiplantae; Streptophyta; Magnoliopsida; Brassicales; Brassicaceae.
AUGCCCAGACGUCUCGCGUGCCUUCCUUUUCCUCGAAGCGGUGAAGUUGAGGAUCAAGCUUCACAACCCCAACCGUUGCAGCUUCUUGCUUCAUCUGCCCACCACAACUUCCAUUUUCCCGUCCAAUCGCUUAUUCGGGCGGACCUUCCUCGCGCCAUGGUUCACGGCAAUCUCACUCUCGAUCUCUCUCCCUCCGUCGAUUUCGCCGAUUUAGUGCAAGGUUCCUCCGCAGAGACUCUCAUCCCUCGCCUCCUCCGUCUAUGGUCUCAUGGAUCACCGGAAGAAGAGAUUUGCGCCGCCGUUCGCCAGAGCAUCAGGGCGAACGACCUUUGA